CGGAUCUGGCGCGCCGACUCGGGUGGCUGCGUCCAGGAACUCAAGGGCCAUAGCGGCCCCGUCAGGUCGGUAGCCUUCUCCCACGACUCGGCGCUCGUAGCGUCAGCAUCGGACGAUCGCACGGUACGGAUAUGGCGCACUGACGCCGGUGACUGCGUCCAGACAGUUCACAUUGGGUUUGUAUCUCACCUAUCGUUUGAGCCAGGUAACACACGCCUCCUUACCGAUCUUGGCCACAUUACCGUGCCUAAGCCACUAGUCGCAGAGGCAUCUGUGGCAUCUACUACUCUAGUUAUGCCUAGCCACAUUCGCGACCGCCGUUUCGGCUUCGGCAUUACCGGAGACGGGUGCUGGAUUUCCUGGCAUGGAAAUAACUUGCUCUGGUUGCCGGUGGAUUUCCGACCAACCUGCUCGACAGUGUUAGGAUCCACCAUCGUCAUCGGCUGUAGAUCGGGAAGGGUUAUUAUCGUGAGGUUUUCAAUCCAGGAGCUGCCAGAUCUCCAGUCUAAUUAA
Messenger RNA from Ilyonectria robusta, 513 nucleotides. Its product is annotated as WD40-repeat-containing domain protein. Lineage: Eukaryota; Fungi; Ascomycota; Sordariomycetes; Hypocreales; Nectriaceae. The annotation marks the transcript as partial. The record is from RefSeq and is a predicted model, not a curated record. Gene Ontology annotation, molecular function: protein binding. The transcript has a single exon.